AUGCAGGCGACUCCAGAGACACUCGCCACUCUCUCAAAGUUCCUGUCCGACACCGUCUCCCCGGACGCGGCCGUCCGUCACUCGGCUGAAAAGUCGCUGCGACAGGGCGAGGCUCAGCAGGGUUUCCUCCAGAUCGUCCUCGAGCUGGUGCGCUCCGAUGCUGCUCCCAUGGUCGUCCGCCAGGCUGGCGGUGUCUACUUUAAGAACACCGUCAAGAGGCUGUGGGGCGGCGAGGAGGAGGAGGUUCAGAUCGCAGAGGUGGACAAGCAGGCCAUCAAGGCCCAGCUAGUCCCUCUGAUGAUUGCCCUCGGCACUCCCCAGACUGCCCGCCUCCAGAGUCAGGUCGGCGAGGGUCUUUCCACCAUUGCGUCCAUUGACUUCCCCACCAAGUGGGAGGGUCUUGUUGACGAGCUCGUCAGCUCGCUCACCGCGGACAACUUUGUGAUCAACAACGGUGUCCUCGCCACUGCGCAUUCGAUCUUCAAGCGCUGGCGUUCCCAGUUCCGUACCAACCAGUUGUUUGAGGAGAUCAACUAUGUUCUUGCCCGUUUCUGCAAACCCCACUUUGAGCUGUUCCAGCAUGUCGACAAGCUCCUCUCCACUCCUGCCGGCCAGCCCCUGCCCCCCAACGCCUCCCUCCCUCUCCUCGCCCAGGCUCUCCUUCUCCUUAUCCAGAUCUUCAACGACCUUACUUGUCAUGACCUGCCUCCCUUCAUCGAGGACAACAUGGCCACGUUCUUCGGUCAGGACGACCAGCCCGGCUGGCUCCUCAAGUACCUCAGCUGGGAGCGUCCAGAGCUCAAGGGUGACGACGACGACGAGGCCCCCGGCCCACUCCAGAAGAUCCGCUCGUCCAUUUGUGAGAUUGCAGAGCUCUUCGCUCAAAAGUAUCUGGACGCCUUCCCUCAGCUUGGCAGCUUUGUCAACGGCGCUUGGCAGAUGCUCACCACUGUUGGUCCCAGCACUCGUGAAGAUGUCCUCGUCUCGCGCGGUCUUCGUUUCCUGUCUGUUGUUGUAAAGAUGGGCAGCCACCGUGAGAUGUUUGCCGCCCAGUCGACCCUCACUCAGUUCUGUGAGAACAUUAUCCUGCCCAACAUGACGAUCCGCGAGCACGAGGAGGAAAUGUUCGAGGAUGACCCCAACGAGUACAUCCGUCGUGACCUUGAGCCAUCAAACGAGAGCGACACCCGUCGCCAGGCCGCGACCGACUUCACCCAGGCGCUCAUGGAGAACUUUGAGACCGAGGUUACCAGCAUUGUCCAGGGCUACAUCACGGCGUUCCUGGGUCAGUACGCCCAGAACCCUACCGAGAACUGGAAGGCAAAGGACACUGCCAUCUACCUCCUCACUUCGAUCGCGUCAAAGGGCUCCACCCUCCAGCGUGGUGUCACCUCGGUCAACACUCUUGUUGACAUUGUCGAGUUCUUUGGUCGCAACGUCAUGUCCGACCUCCAGGCCACGGCCGGCUCGGUCCACCCCAUCCUCACCGUCGACGCCAUCAAGUACCUGUACACUUUCCGCAACCAGCUCACCAAGGAGCAGCUUGUGGCUGUCCUCCCCAUGCUUGUCCAGCACCUCACCUCCUCCAACUACGUCAUCUACUCUUAUGCCGCCAUCACCAUUGAGCGUAUUCUUUUCGUCAAGAACGAGAGCCGCCAGCCCCUCUUCUCCAACACUGACAUCCAGCCGUAUGCGGAGAGCAUUCUCAUGGCCCUGUUCACCAACAUUGAGAAGGGUGGUACCCCCGAGAAGAUUGCCGAGAACGACUACCUGAUGAAGUGCGCUAUGCGUACCAUCAUCACCGCUCGUCAGGAGCUCGUCCCUGCCCACCAGGCGAUCCUCAACCGCCUCGUCAACAUCAUGGGCGAGAUUAGCAAGAACCCUUCGAACCCGCGCUUCAACCAGUACUGCUUUGAGAGUGUUUCUGCCCUUAUUCGCUUUGUCUGCGAGGCCUCGCCUGCCGCCCUUCCCCACUUUGAGAAGUCGCUCUUUGGCCCUGCCGAGAUCAUCCUCUCGCAGGACGUUGUCGAGUUUAUCCCCUACAUCUUCCAGAUUCUGGCCCAGCUCCUCGAGCUUCACGCUCCCAACGACCUGCCCAACGAGUACCAGGCUCUCCUUGGUCCUCUCCUCUCGGCCCAGCUCUGGGAGCAGCGCGGCAACGUUCCCGCCCUCGUUCGUCUGUGGAAGGCCCUCCUUAUGCGCGGUGCCCCCCUCAUCGUUUCGAACGGCCAGGUCGCGGGUCUGCUCGGUAUCUUCCAGCGUCUCAUCGGCUCCAAGAUCAACGACGUGUUCGCCUUUGAGCUCCUUCAGGCCAUGAUGGAGUUUAUCCCCGUCGAGGUCAUGAAGCCCUUCACCAACACCAUCUUCAUGCUCCUGCUCACCCGCCUGCAGAGCAAGCCGUCAGACCAGUUCACCCAGGGCUUUGUCUACUUCUUCACCUUCAUCGCCGCUGUCGACAACGUCGGUCCCGAUGUCGCCAUCAGCAGCGUGGACAGCAUCCAGCCUGGUCUUUUCGGCAACCUCAUGAAGGGUGUUGUGCUCCCCAACACCCAGAAGGCGCCCGUCCGCUCCCGCCGCGUCAUCGAGGUCGGCCUCACCAAGCUCCUGGCCAAGUCGGACCUCAUCCUCACCGGCACCAACACGUCGUUCUGGACCCCCAUCUUCCUCGCCCUUCUCGACCUCUUCACCCUGCCCCAGGACCUGACGUACGCCAACGGCGCUGCCGGUGACGACCUCAACUCGCUCGACCCCGAGGAGGCCGGUUUCCAGUCUUCGUUCUCCAAGCUCGGCGCUUCGGAGAAGAACACCCACGACCCCGUCGCCUCUAUCGGCGCCGACGAGAAGCUCUACGCGUCCAAGGAGCUUGCCCGUCGCUCGGCCGGCCGUCCCGGUGUCCUUGGUCCGCUCAUCCAGCAGGCCGAGGCCGAGGAGCCCGCUACCGUUGCCGAGUUUGUCAAGUACAUGGCCUCGAACGGCGACAACAUCGCCUAG
Molecule: messenger RNA, 2991 nt
Organism: Apiotrichum porosum
Lineage: Eukaryota; Fungi; Basidiomycota; Tremellomycetes; Trichosporonales; Trichosporonaceae
Gene: CSE1
Product: importin-alpha export receptor
Exons: 4
Coding region: 1-2991 (996 amino acids)
Biological process (GO): protein import into nucleus; protein export from nucleus
Cellular component (GO): cytosol; nuclear envelope
Molecular function (GO): small GTPase binding; nuclear export signal receptor activity
Source: RefSeq, a predicted model, not a curated record